AUUCAAUUUCAUUCAACAAAGUACAGCAAACAGAACUCUUAGCGAUAAUUUUUCGUAGUUAUCGUCUUUAUACCACUCUUCUACUUGUCCGUGACGUUGACGGUAUUAACUACGCUUAUUCAAGGUGUUCCAGUGUCGAACUUGCGGCGUCUGAUAUAACAGUCGAAUUGUAACAGCGCGUUUACUGAGCGAUUCAUCUCACAAUGAUUUUGGUCAUACCGAUUUUUGCAUGUUGUUUGCUAAACGUAGUUGUGGGGCAAACUGCAGGUGGUAAAGAUCUUGAUGAUAUAAUUGACACUGUCUUCAAGAAACCACCCACGGAGAGUAGAGGUCCAGAUUUAACCCCAAAAGACAAGGUCCCCGGGACGGGAAACUGUGAUUGCGUUCCCUAUUAUCUGUGCACACCUAAUGGUACCAUCAUCGAUGACGGGUUUGGAGUUAUCGAUAUACGAAUCGACGAUGGUCCGUGUGAUUAUUUAUCACAUUGCUGCGAGCCGAAAGACAGAUCUCCAGUCCCCAUAACCCCGAAACCAGACCUAGAAGCGAAAGGGUGUGGCAGGAGACACCCCAAAGGUGCGGGUUUUCGUAUUACUGGCGCAAAGGAUCAUGAGGCACAAUUCGGUGAAUUUCCAUGGAUGGUCGCAUUACUUCGCGAAGAAUCGAUUGAAGGAAAUCCCAAAAAACUGUUAAUUUAUCAAUGCGGAGCCUCUCUCAUUCAUCCUCAAGUAGUUUUAACUGCUGCGCAUUGCAUUCCCGAUAAAAAUAAGAUGUACAAAAUACGCGCGGGCGAAUGGGACACGCAAACUAAAAAUGAACUCCAUCCUCAUCAAGACCGAGACGUAAAAAAUAUUUUGAUACAUCCCCAUUACAAACCGGGCUCACUUUUUUACGAUUUUGCUCUUUUAAUCUUAGAUUCACCCGUAGAUCUUGCUGAAAACGUGGACGUCGUUUGUUUACCGGAUAAACACGAAAUACUCGAUAAUUUGAUGUGUUACGCGACUGGUUGGGGGAAAGAUGUUUUUGGCAAAGAGGGAAAAUAUCAAGUCAUUUUGAAAAAAAUUGACCUGCCGAUCGUGCAAAGGGAGACUUGUCAAGCAAAGCUUCGAAAAACUAGGUUGGGUGUCCAUUUUAAGUUAAACGAAUCAUUUAUUUGCGCUGGGGGACAACCCGGUAAAGACACAUGUAAGGGAGAUGGCGGUAGUCCUCUCGUUUGUCCAAUUCUCGGUAAAGAAAAUGAGAAUAAAUACUUUCAAGCCGGAAUUGUCGCCUGGGGAAUUGGUUGCGGUGAAGACUUGGUUCCGGGGGUGUACGCCAAUGUAGCAAAAUCAAUCGAAUGGAUAGACAACAUGAUGAUCGAUCAAGGUUUCGAUACUGCUGUGUAUAGAAAUUAAGUUUGUAAGAAUUUUUCAUAAUUAAUGACGCUUCAUAUUAAUGUAUGUCAAUAAACAAAAAAUCUUUAAACAUUU
This is a messenger RNA of Photinus pyralis (common eastern firefly), 1466 nucleotides long. Its product is annotated as phenoloxidase-activating factor 2-like. The transcript is spliced from 3 exons. NCBI's taxonomy places the organism in Eukaryota, Metazoa, Arthropoda, Insecta, Coleoptera, Lampyridae. The record is from RefSeq and is a predicted model, not a curated record. Gene Ontology annotation, biological process: proteolysis. Gene Ontology annotation, molecular function: serine-type endopeptidase activity. Bases 204 to 1391 code for a protein of 395 amino acids.